Messenger RNA from Penicillium hordei, 1176 nucleotides. RefSeq lists its product as uncharacterized. NCBI's taxonomy places the organism in Eukaryota, Fungi, Ascomycota, Eurotiomycetes, Eurotiales, Aspergillaceae. The transcript is spliced from 5 exons. The record is from RefSeq and is a predicted model, not a curated record. Gene Ontology annotation, molecular function: L-serine ammonia-lyase activity; threonine racemase activity; ATP binding. Gene Ontology annotation, biological process: L-serine metabolic process; D-serine biosynthetic process; pyruvate biosynthetic process. The coding region runs from base 1 to 1176 and encodes 391 amino acids.
AUGCACAUGAAUGUUGGGCAGGAACGCCGUUACGUCAAUAAUACUUCCGAGUCCGCUUCGGUUACCACUGGCGUGCUUGGUGGUAGCCUCGAUGUUGUAAAGAGUGGCCAGGUUCCGUCUCCGUUGUCUUUGACCCCGGAGAGUGCUGCAGGCUGUACUGGAUAUAUAGAGAGUGCGAACCUGGGUGGUGGAAGCGAGGCGGCCGUGGCGAUAGCUUGCGAGGCCGUGGUUACCGGAAGGCACAGUCACAGAGUCACCGUUGGUUAUUAUGGCGAGGGCAGUAGGGAGAUAUGGGUUGAAUGUUUUGAUAUUAGGUCAUCCGACUAUGGUUUAAGUCGCAUAGGAGCUUUCAAAGCCCGCGGUGCAUUCCACGCCAUUGAGAGGCUAAAGCAAGAUCCUAGCUUCAUCAAGAGUGGCGGCAUGGAAAAAGGCGUCGUCGGAUUUAGCGCAGGUAAUCAUGCGCAGGCACUCGCUCUCGCUUCUGAGGAAAGUGACAUCCCGGCGUACAUCGUCAUGUCUGACAUGACGCGGCCGAACAAGAUCGCAGCUACAAAUGGCUAUGGAGCGAACGUGAUUGUCUGCCCACGUUUCGAGCGAGAGACUACCACCGCCAAGAUCGUUGCCGAUAAAGGUGCCCGUCUUGUGCCACCCUUCAAUCAUCCAGAUAUCAUCCUCGGACAAGCCACUGCCGGCCUGGAGCUUCAAGAGCAAGCGGAUAAUCUCGAUGCCAUCAACGCGCCCUGUAGCGGUACUGCGCUCAGCUGCGAGGAGACGUCUAUUCGGGUCUUUGGUGCCGAGCCCGAGUUCGAAGGUGCUGACGACUGUCGACGUGGGUUCCUCACGAGCGUGAGGGUCACAAGUGUCAACACCAACACCAUCGCAAAUGGACUGAUCGGCGUUGUCGGCGAGAUCCCCUGGAGCGUCAUCUACGAGCGAAAGCUCGUGGAUGGCAUGUUUGCCGUGUCUGAAAAACAGAUUCUCGAACCAACAAGGCUGAUAUUGGAGAGGCUCAAGAUGGUGGUAGAGCCUGCUGCUGCAGUGUCACUGGCGGUGGCUUUAUAUAAUGAAGAGUUUAGGCAGAUGGUAGAGAAGGAAGCAAGCGAGAAGGGUUGGGACCUGGGACUGAUUUUGAGCGGAAAUGUUAGCACUGAUGGAUUAGCAAAGCUGUUCUGGUAG